AUGGAAGUCCCAAGACUGAAGAAACGACCUCGCCGCUUCUGUGAACAUUGCAACACUGAACUGUGUCACACACAGUAUUUUGACCACAGAAAGCGCUUUUUCAAAAAUGGAGUUUGGGAGAAAAAAUCCAAAAGGGCUACGUCAGAUAACGUCCUGAGCCAGCUGCUGUCCAGUCAUGAACCCGCUGUGAGUGAUGUACCGUCAAUGUGUAAAGACCCGGAAGAUAACUUUACUGGAGUUAGAGAGAUUGGUGGAAGUGAAAUGCACUCCGAGGACCCAGAAAAAGAAUUGAUUGAAGAAUUUGAAGAAACGCACCCAGCAAAUAUCAGUUCAGACAACGACGAAACAGCAGAUGAUCAAAGCAUUCAUCUUUUCCUGGACUCCAGCGAUUCAGAGUCAAUGCAAGAUGAUGAAGACAUCUCCUGUUGUGUGGAUGACUUUGUGGAUGCAGAGGGGGAAAUCCUUGCUGAGGAGCAGAGUGAAGCCUAUCCUCACAUACAAGAUGGGGAGGAGCAUGGAAGUGAUCAGUCCAGAAGUGAAAAACCAGAACACUUGUUGAUGAAACUUUUUGCCAUGAUGCUUUUGUCAUGGCAAUCAACCUUCAAGAUUUCUGAUAAUGCCAUCACAUCACUUCUUCUGUGCAUCAAACAUUUCAUGUGGAUAAUUGGAAAUGUUCUCUGUGCUAAUACCCUCACUGCCUUUUCAAGCAACAUUCCAAAGACUUUAUGCUCCUUGAGGAAAUGGGCUGGUAUACUUCGUGACGACUUCUUACAGUAUGUGAUAUCCCCGCAACUCGAAAAUGUGGAGGCUUUGUUGGACAUGGAGCUUACAGAGGAUGUCACAAGUGUUUGA
Molecule: messenger RNA, 852 nt
Organism: Paramisgurnus dabryanus
Lineage: Eukaryota; Metazoa; Chordata; Actinopteri; Cypriniformes; Cobitidae
Source: RefSeq, a predicted model, not a curated record